CCCGGGCCACGCCCACAACGCCAUGGAGGACCGCCGCCAGAGAAUGCGGGCAUAUAGGCGGGCACGCCGGAAGUUCGCCUGCGUCGUUUAUAUGGUGACCAUAGCCUGGAUGGUUCUGGCUCUUUUGCAGUGGCUCUUAGUCAGCUUAAUUUCGGACAUAAGCCUGGUCUUCAUCAACUUUUACUGGAUCAGCGUGAUCUUCUUUGCUUUGGCCAUGGUGAUGGUCACACUGUUCAUUUUCUUCGAGAAGAUCCGCUUUAUCAUUGGCCUCAACUGGCUGAUCACCGUGCUGAUAGUGGAGUUCGUGAUUAUAGGUAUUUUCGCUCUGGUGGCGCGAACUCUUUGGCCAGAUCUCAUAAUGUGGUUCUUCAUCUGCGUGCUACUGGUCUUCCUGUUCGUUCUGCUGGGAUCUAUAAUACCACACGAUCUCACAUUGGACGUUGUAAUCCUGUUCGUAAUGGCCUUUAUUUUUCUAAUCGUCACCAUCUUCUUUGUCAUGAUGCAUAUUCUGAUCGCUAUGCCCUAUUCCUUCGUGGUUUUCCAGAUCUUCAUCAGCGUUAUAGUGCUUUUGUUCGUAAUGUACCAUGCCCAGACAAUCAACGGUGGACGUUUCGCCGAGAUGCGACUUAAUGAUCACCUGCUGGCCUCGCUAAUCCUCUUCCACGACUUUAUCAUCAUCUUUCUGCUCACCUUCUAUGCGCAGAUUGUCUACCGGGUGGCUUCAAGUGCCUCGACCACAAAAGGUCCUCCGCUUCAAGAGACCUGGAUUCAGACGACCCCGGAUGUCUUUUACGUGACAUACGAGGAUGUCGAUACAAGCACCGAGGAUAGUGAAGAAUCCCCCGGUGAAGAACCAUCACCCGACGAAGGUAGCAUUGUUUUCUUCUAGGGUAAUUUACACCCUGAAUGACUAAGAUGAUUGGGCCGCAUUGAUCGGAGGAUGGUCAAUAAGAUCAUUUAAAGCUCCUCGGGAGGCUAAUAGCCCGUCGACUUAAAACGUAGCAAGGUAAUGAUAACCUAGGGAUAUAAGAUCGUGGCAUC
Molecule: messenger RNA, 1041 nt
Organism: Drosophila takahashii
Lineage: Eukaryota; Metazoa; Arthropoda; Insecta; Diptera; Drosophilidae
Source: RefSeq, a predicted model, not a curated record